AUGAACGUCGACCGUCCAGCCCGGCGGAUUCGCCUCCCAUGGCAGAGACGCGAGUCGAUACUUCCCAACGAGGACGAGACUCUAGUCUCUCGCCGCGUCCCCCUUUUCAACUUCCUCCCACUCGGUGUGAAAAACCACCUCGUCGCCAUGCUGGGCGAGUUUGUCGGGACCUUCCUCUUCCUGCUCCUGGCGCUAGGAGGGACGAAUGUUGUCAACACAGCGCCUGAACAGGGCCAACCCGUCGACCUGGCCGCCAACCCUGCCAAGCUGUCGUUCAUCGCCCUGUGCUUUGGGUUCUCCCUAGCGGUAAAUGCGUGGGUCUUCUUCCGGAUUAGUGGAGGACUGUUCAAUCCUGCUGUAUCUCUCGGAAUGAUGAUUGUUGGCGCUGUGUCGUAUCGGCGCGGCUGCCUUAUCAUCGUCUCCCAGAUCCUCGGCGGCAUCGCCUCGUCCGCCGUCGUCUCCUGCCUCCUGCCUGGACCGCUCAACGUCGGCACCUCACUCGGAGGAGGGACAUCGGUGGCGCAAGGUCUUUUUAUCGAGAUGUUCCUGACCGCCCAACUCGUCUUCACCAUCUUCAUGCUCGCUGCCGAAAAACACCGCGCCACCUUCAUCGCCCCCGUCGGCAUCGGCCUCUCCCUCUUCAUCGCCGAACUCAUGGGCGUGAAUUAUACUGGCGGAUCCCUGAACCCAGCGCGCUCCUUUGGCCCCUGUGUGGCCACCCACUCCUUUGACUCUUAUCAUUGGAUCUACUGGCUGGGGCCAACCCUGGGGGCGUUGAUCGCUAGCGGGUUCUACAUGUUCAUCAAGGCGCUGGAGUACGAGACCGUGAAUCCGGAGCAGGAUGCUAGUGGGAAUGAAGGCAGGGCGUUCGAUCCGCGCUCUGGCGUUGAGCAGAGAAUCGAUCUCGAGAGUGGAGACGGCAAGCCUGGUGCUACACACUCUAAUGAUGGGGCAUAA
Messenger RNA from Cladophialophora yegresii CBS 114405, 957 nucleotides. RefSeq names its product aquaporin rerated protein, other eukaryote. Lineage: Eukaryota; Fungi; Ascomycota; Eurotiomycetes; Chaetothyriales; Herpotrichiellaceae. Gene Ontology annotation, molecular function: water channel activity. Gene Ontology annotation, biological process: transmembrane transport. The transcript has 3 exons. Bases 1 to 957 code for a protein of 318 amino acids. The record is from RefSeq and is a predicted model, not a curated record. Gene Ontology annotation, cellular component: plasma membrane.